Topomyia yanbarensis is the source of this 32096-nucleotide messenger RNA. RefSeq lists its product as uncharacterized. Bases 4583 to 8362 code for a protein of 1259 amino acids. The transcript is spliced from 2 exons. Gene Ontology annotation, molecular function: nucleic acid binding. The record is from RefSeq and is a predicted model, not a curated record. Gene Ontology annotation, biological process: DNA integration. Lineage: Eukaryota; Metazoa; Arthropoda; Insecta; Diptera; Culicidae.
UUUGCGUGGAUUAUCUUCCACCGGACCGCACUCGCGAUUCGACAUUGGUUGAUUCACAUACUGAGUCACUGGAACGGAUUUCCGCUCAAGCAAGCCCGGUUGAUGAGAUCCUGAUUGUUGGUGAUUUCAAUUUCUCCGGAUUAAAAUGGCGCUCUGCUUCUGACGGAUUUAUGUUCGCUGAUCCCGAACUGUCAUCUUUUCAUGCUGGUAUCACCAGUUUGCUUGACUGCUACAGUCUAAAUCUGCUGCGCCAAACGAAUAAUGUGGUGAACGAGAACAACAGAAUCCUUGAUCUCUGUUUUUCGAGCAAAUCUGACCACGCGCCAAAAGUUACCGCAGCACCGUUCCCCUGGUAAAGACUGUUAGACACCACCCUCCCCUGCAUAUAUUGCUUGAAGCGAUUCGAGUGAAGCAUGACUGCAAUGCUUCUGACACCGUCAGCUAUAAUUUUAGAAAAGCCGACUAUAAUAGCAUUAUUGACUUCCUGUCGAAUAUCCACUGGACUGAAAUUCUCGACAAUGAUCAUGUCAACGUUGCAGUGCAGACCUUCUCCAAUGUUAUGAGCUAUGCUAUCGAUCGCUAUGUACCCAAAAGAAGUGGCCUUCAAUCUAAGCACCCAGCGUGGCACACUGCCGAGCUGAGACGGUUAAAAGCGACUAAAAGAGCCGCUCUGAAGAAGUACUCCAAGUUUGGGGGCUACGUGUUGCGACAACACUACGUCCUUGUUAACCAAGUUUAUAAAAAGACAUCGAAGCGUUGCCAUGCCGAUUACUUGCGAAACGUGCAACGUAAGUUGAAGUCCGAACCUAAAACAUUCUGGAAGCAUGUAAACGAGCAAAGAAAGGCAUCCGGGUUGCCUUCAACGAUGAGCUAUGGAGGACGUAUGAGCUCUAGUUUACAGGAGAUCUGCCAACUAUUCUCUCAAAAGCUCGCGAGUGUUUUCUCCAACGAGAAACUGACACCGACCCAGGCUUCACGCGCGGCUCUCAAUGUACCUUAAUCAUACCAGUCUUUGCACUCUAUCAAUAUCGACAAUAAUAUGGUACAACUGGCGAUUAGCAAAAUGAAGGCUUCAACCUCGGCAGGCCGAGAUGGUAUACCAACUAUUAUUCUAAAAAAAUGCUCUGUCGGUCUAAUUGAACCUCUUUGUCAUCUGAUUCAAUUGUCGCUAACAACCGGACUAUUUCCCGAACUCUGGAAAUCCUCCUUCAUGUUUCCAGUUCACAAAAAGGUGAUAAAAAGGUAGUUGACAACUACCGUGGUAUUACAACGCUAAGCGCAGUUCCUAAGCUGUUUGAAAUGGCUGUGUUGGAACCCAUCUCCAGCCACUACAAACAGUAUAUCUCCGAGACUCAGCAUGGAUUUAUGCCGAAACGUUCAACAUCUACGAAUCUUCUGUCGUUCACAACAUAUGUUACAGAUGCUAUGUCGGACGGCCUUCAAACUGACGUUAUCUACACGGACCUUUCAGCUGCUUUUGACAACAUAAAUCACGCUAUUGCAGUGGCAAAAUUGGAUAGACUUGGCUUUGGUACUAAUAUUCUCCGUUGGAUGCAAUCGUAUCUCAGUGAUCGUCGUCUAGCAGUCAAGAUAGUUGAUUGUGUAUCCGAAGAGUUCUUUGCUUCAUCUGGUAUUCCGCAAGGCAGCCAUUUUGGUCCAUUGAUUUUUCUUCUGUAUUUCAACGACGUUAACUUUUGUUUAGAAGGACCACGGUUGUCUUUCGCCGACGACCUCAAGUUAUACCAUAGAAUCCGGAAUACUGAUGAUGCAGCUUUCCUUCAACGCCAACUGGAAACCUUUGCGGAAUGGUGCGAGAUCAACCGAUUGACCCUAAACCCCAAGAAAUGUACGGUCAUUACGUUCUCGAGGAAAAAAACGCCAAUUCGAUUCGAUUACUGUCUAGCUGAAUCCACAAUUGACAGAGCGAAUUGCGUCAAAGAUCUCGGAGUUUUUCUCGAUGAACAACUGACGUAUAAACAGCAUAUCAGCUAUAUUGUCGCUGUUUGGGGUUCAUAAUGAGAAUAUCAAAGCACUUUUCAGAUAUUUACUGCUUGAAAUCUCUCUACUGCUCACUCGUUCUAUCAACUCUGGAAUAUUGUUCAGUUGUGUGGAACCCUCAUUAUCUCAACGGUGUCCAUCGAAUUGAGGCAGUACAGCGCAGAUUUGUUCGGUUUGCCCUUCGUCGAUUGCCUUGGAGCAACCCUCACCAGCUGCCAAGAUAUGAAAGCCGGGGUUUGCUUAUUGGACUCGAUACAUUGCAAGAGCGACGGGAUCUAUUCCGUGCUAUGACGAUUUCGGAUAUUUUACAAGAUCGAAUUGACUGCCCCGGCUUCUCAGUGCGAUAAACAUGAACGUUCGCCCUCGCGCCCUUCGCAAUAAUUUAUUCCUCCGAUUACCUCUUCGCCAGACUAACUAUGGAGUAAACGGUGCCAUCAUUGGUUUGCAGCGGACCUUCAAUAGAGUGUCUUCCGAGUUCGAUCUUCACAUUCCCCGUAGCAGAUUACAAUUUGACUUUUUAAAUAGAUUAAGAAAUUAUCAUUAGGACCACACUGUGUCUGUUGAUAUUAAUUAAUUAUAACUAAUCGAUUCAGUGAUGAUCAUCAUUCAUAUUUUUCCAUUUUUAGUAAUUUUUUUUAGGGUGCCGACAACCGACCACAUUUUUCAAAAUGGUAAACAGUUAUCAUUUUACUAAACUGUUAAUAACUUUUUUUAAAUUCUUCGAUAAGUUAUUAGCUAAUGCCUCUAGCUUUCUAUUGGUAUGUUUAUUCCCAUAUAUUGUUUAAUUGGAGUAAUGUUGUGAGCCAAAAACAAAAGUGUUCCGACAACCGAACACAUUCCCCUACAUAAAUAAUGCAUCUCUACCAGGCAUUGCAUUUAUCGCUCAUAUGAGUAAAUGCGCCCCGAUAGUUUGCUACUGUGACAAUAAAAACUCACAUUUCACACGAAAAGUUAUUGGCACUCACACAACUUCUCCGGAUAAAUACAACGUGUUAUUUCUCCGGAUAAAUAAAACAGCCGGAGAAUGAGUGAAUGAGUUUAUCAUGGUAUCCUCUUUGCGUUCGCUGCUUUGCUGCCGUUAUUCCAAAACACGAAAAAACAAGUUGUUCGGAUUCGAUGUUUUUUUUCUGUAUAUUAGCCGAACCCACAAAUUUAGGUGAAGGGAAAUUUUGCAUACAUGUAUGACCGGCCACUAAUACUAAAAUGUAUACGUCAACUGAAAUAUUGCCUUCGAGGUACAGUCAUAUUGAAAUAAACCACCACCGAGAACGGACCACGAAGAAUAAAUUUCAACGCUACCCAAGUGCUAAGGUUUUUUAAUAAAGGUGCAGUCGACCGCGUAGCAGAAGUUUGAAUUUCGUUACACCGAACCCUACCGAAGUUUCGUGUCCACUGAAAUAUUUCGGAUUCAAAUUCGCCAAUCCGACCCGUAAAUUCCGUGGUCUCUUUGCUGGUCUACAACCUUCCUUCCGGAACUUAAAUAUUAGCCGCACGUCGUACCUAUCUUUUGAAUGAUCAAACACAACAGGGUCCAACAUAAAUUUGGUGCCGUGACCAGGAUUGUGCAGCCGAAUUAAUUAGGGAUUGACCGAAAAGGUGGUUCCGGGCGCAAUUGUGAGACGUGAAUUCGACGCCGUUGUUUGCCACCAUUCCAGUUCCAGGGAGCCAAGCCACGCUUGGGCGCCAUCGCUGUUUGCUAUUAUAAUACAAGGCCUAUUACAAAUAGGCGUCAGGUAAUUAUGAUUCCAACGCCUCGUGCUGUUACACCAGAUGCCCUUUAGAUUCUCGAUUUCUAUUUCGAGUGUUUGUCAUCGCCGAGAGCUUUGAGGUGUACCUACCAAGCCGCCACUUGCUAAAAGGACAGCAGCCAUUCCCAGUUCGAGAGACCAAGCCGUUUAUGAGCGCCAUAGCUGAUCGCCAUUGAAGAUUAAUCAAAUACAACGCCUACUUUAAAUUGGCGUCAGGUAAUUGUAAUUCCAACGCCAUAGCCUGUAAACCCAGGUACCCUUUAGUUUAUUUUUCCUUUCGAGUUUUUGCCGAUCAUCAGAACUUUGGAGUUCCUCCUGCUAUAGUUAUCGCCGUCAGUCCCAAUCCGGGAAACCAAGCCACGUUAGGACACAAUCGACAUUUGCUAUUAGCUAGCAAUUGGAUACGAAGCCCUCCAAAUAUAAACGCCAUUGUGAAGAUUUUCCUCGCCACGUGACCUUAUACUGAAGCUCGCUUGAAGCCGUCGGUAGUAAUCCAGAUUCCUGAGUUAUUUUAUACAAGGCAUAUUUAAGCAUUAUUAAGGUGACAUUGACCUGCUGCGAUGGAGGACUAUACGAAGAAGCACCGUGCUACGGUGCGACGAUCGACGCUAACAUCAUCUCUGAGUCGAGCUAUGGAAUUUCUAGACGCCUUCGACGAGGAACGGGACAGGUUCGAGGUGUCACUGCGCAUGGAGGACCUCAACGAGAUUCGACGAGAGCUAGAAGAAGUGCAAUCUACGCUAGAGGAGCUGGAGACGAGCGCAGAAGGUAUGGCUACUAAUCUAGAGCACAGAUCCUCGUUUGAGAGACAGUUUUUUUAAAUAAAAGCUGGCCUAAUGUCCAAAUUACCUACUCCCGUUAUUCCUAAUGAAUCGCUACUCCAAAAUUCACUCCCUCGGGGUCCUUCCGCAAUCAGGGGUCUAAAAUUGCCGUCGAUAUCACUGCCGGAGUUCUCUGGCGACUAUAAGGAUUGGCGUGUAUUCUAUGACACGUUUUAUGCGUUGAUUCAUACGAACCGGGAUCUUCCAGACAUUCAAAAAUUUCAUUAUCUAAGAGCUGCAGUGAAAGGUGAAGCAGCUCAGUUGAUCGAGUCCGUUGAUAUCUGCGCUGCAGAUUAUGUGAGUACGUGGGAUACGCUGGUUAAUCGAUAUUCCAAUGAAUAUCUGAUGAAAAAAAGACGCCUACAAGCGCUAUUUGACAUUCCUCGCAUGGAAAGAGAAACCGCUGCUGAGUUGCAUACGAUUGUCGAUGUCUUCGAGAGACAUGUCAAGGGAUUGAACCAGAUGGGAGAACCGACAGAAGCAUGGAGCACAAUUCUUGAGCAUUUGCUAUGCUCACGGCUUCACGACGACACGCUUAAGGCUUGGGAGGACUACGCAUCAACCAUGAAUCAACCGACCUACAAGAAUCUUGUCGAUUUUUUGCAUCGUAGGAAUCGUGUUCUUGAAUCUAUUUCCGUAAAUCAUCACCACGCUCCACAGCACCCCGUGGUUUGCUCUCACGUGGCUGCUUCAAAAUCCGAUGGUCGCGGAAACUCAGCGAAUUUUGCUUCUGGUAGCGCUUCGCUUAAAUGUCACGCUUGCGAACAGCGUCACCCACUUUUGAAAUGUUUCAAGUUUACCAAAAUGUCGACUUCUGAUCGAUUGAAUGUUGUCAAUUCAAAGCGAUUGUGCUUGAAUUGUUUUAGAAGUACCCAUUAUGUUCGAGAGUGCCCUUCUCAAGACAACUGCCGCGUCUGUGGAAGGCGUCACCAUACAAUGAUUCACCCAGGCUACGAUGAAACCUAUGCGCGAGCGGUUCCUGACUCAAGGUCGUCGAGGUUUCAACAACCAACUCGAGCAACGGUGCAUGUCACUCAGUGUGACGAAGAUCUUACCGAACCUGUGUUGUCAGCCAUGACUACCGUUUGUCAAUCCACUGAAAUAAACUGUAUGCCUUUAAGAACCCGGGAGAAGAACGUUAUUUUGCCCACUGCGGUGGUUAUCAUUGUGGACUGCUAUGGGAAGGAACAUCUGGUUCGUGCACUUUUGGACUGUGCUUCACAGGCUAAUUUGAUAACAGAGAAAAUGGCUCAACUUCUGCGACUAAGGCGUACAAAAACAAGCAUAAUCGUUAAUGGUAUUGGGGAUCACCCAAAACUGGCAACAGAAUCCGUGACGACACAGAUCCGUUCCAGAAGGAAACACUUCACAAGCAACAUAGAUUUUAUUAUACUAGAGAAAAUCAUUCCAAGGCUGCCUGGCCAAAACUUUCCUGUUGACCACUGGAAAAUUCCUGAUGACUUAUUCCUUGCUGAUCCAGGAUUCAACAACGGCAGUAGCAUUGAUUUGCUCAUCAGCAACGAACAUUUUUUCACCUUUUUUACGUCCGCAGCAAGGAUCGAACUGUCCAAGUCCUUGCCACUAUUAAUCGACAGCGUUUUUGGAUGGCUCGUAUCAGGAUCUGUUAACUCCGAAGAUUCUCCAAGUUCUACGUUCACGUGCAGUAUCCGAUCGAUGCCCUUGGUUUCGCUUGAUGAAAGGCUAGAAAAAUUUUGGAAGAUGGAAGAAUUGCCAAUUAGAACCGAUCGUUCACCACAGGAGAAAGAAUGCGAGAAAUUCUACGCGAGAAUUGUUUCUCGAACACCAGAAGGGCGCUACGUAGUUCGCCUUCCACGACACCCCAAUUUCGAGACGAUGUUAGGUUGCUCUGAAACGAUAGCUCGAAAACGGUUCGAGUUGCUUGAACGAAGACUAGAAAGGAACCCACAGUUGAAAGACGAAUGCCAUCGAUUUAUGGCAGAAUAUCUUUCUCUUGGGCACAUGCGCCUUGUUGAAAAUGAAGAUUGCAAUGCUUCGGCAGCAUACUGCUUUCUCCCGCACCACCCAGUAAUUAAAGAUGCCAGCACUACUACUAAAGUGCGGGUGGUAUUCGAUGCCUCUGCCAAGACCAGCACUGGUUUCUCGCUGAAUGAAUCACUACUCGUAGGUCCCGUUGUGCAAGACGAUCUUGUUGCUAUUGUUCUUCGAUUCAGAACUUACCCCGUUGCACUAGUAGCUGAUAUAGAAAAAAUGUACCGACAGGUUCUGCUCCACCCAGAAGAUACAGCCCUGCAGCGCAUUUUUUGGCGUUUCCAUCCCGACCAGCCUAUUCAAAUAUUUGAGUUGCUGACCGUCACAUAUGGUAUGGCACCAUCCUCCUUCUUAGCCACGCGUACGCUCCAGCAACUUGCUUGUGAUGAAGGAUCAGCCUACCCAAACGGUGCACCCGCCUUGCGGAAGGGAUUUUACGUGGAUGACUUCAUUGGAGGGGCAUCAACAAUAACGGAAGCAAUAUGCGUGCGAAACGAGCUCAUUGAUCUGCUCGGCAAGGGAGGAUGUAGUUUACGCAAAUGGGCUUCAAAUGAGCAACGGGUUCUGAAGGAUUUAGAUGAAGAUAAGAUAGCCGUGCAGAACGAACAUCGAUUCGACACUGAAGAGACAGUUAAAACUCUCGGAAUAUGUUGGGAACCAAAAUACGACACACUUCGAUUUGACCCUGAAAUGCGCCAGAAAGCAGACAAGCUAACAAAACGUUCAAUCCUUUCCGCUAUCUCGCAACUAUUUGACCCACUGGGUUUAGUUUCGCCUGUGAUCGUUCGUGCCAAGAUAAUCAUGCAACAGCUUUGGUCGUUGUCUUGCGGUUGGGAUGACGAAAUUCCCGAGCCGGUACAAGUGAAAUGGAAAAGAUAUGUACAGCAACUCCAACAACUCUCCAAUUUUCGUAUUGAUCGCUACGCUCUGCUCCCAAAUUCAAAAGUACAGUUACACACCUUUGCCGACGCUUCGGAACAAGCGUACGGCUGCUGUAUUUACGCACGCUCCAUCGACACACACGGCAAUAUUCGCGUAAAGCUGUUGGCUUCCAAAUCACGCGUGGCACCAUUGAAACGUGUAACGCUCCCGCGCCUUGAGCUAUGUGCAGCAGACUUGGCUGCGAAACUUCACAGCUGCGUCAUUCAAGCCCUCAACAUAGAAGUAACUGCUUCAUAUUUCUGGUCGGACUCAAUGGUAACACUACAAUGGCUAAGGUCAGAACCGAACGUAUGGAAAACAUUCGUUGCAAAUCGGGUCUCGGAAAUACAAACGACUACUCAGGGAUCUUUCUGGAAUCACGUAGCUGGCAAACAAAACCCCGCCGAUUUAGUAUCGAGAGGAAUGGAAGUUGACGAAUUUUUAAUCAGCAAGUUGUGGACGAACGGACCUGAUUGGCUCGGAUUUCUACAAAACGGUUGGCCAAUUACGAAUAUUCCCGAUUAUCCUGAGCAGGGAAUUGAACGACGAAAACAGCAAAUCGUUUCAGUUGUGAGCUCGCACCCAGCUCACAAUUCUAUUUUCAACUUGUGUUCCUCCUACAAACGCCUAGUUCGAAUCGUCGCAUAUUGCUUCAAAUUCAUAAAAAACGCGCAAGCAAAAACCAGAUCACAACCAGUCCCGUUUGUUGAUCAACCACCUAAUCAGCUUUUAUCCGUCCAGAACAUAGCAGCAGCGAAUACACGUCUAAUCCAACUAGCCCAAGCUGAUUCAUUUAAAGAAGAAAUACACAAUUUGAAAUCCUUUCGAAACGCUCGCACAUACGUGCGCUAUGUCCGUUCAUAGAUCCUGAAGGUACCAUCCGAGUGGGGGGGAGACUACGUCUGUCAGAACAGCCAUACCUAUCCAAACACCCAGCCCUCCUACCAAACUUCCACCCUUACGCUCGCAUGAUAGCCAACUUUUAUCACCUCAAGUUAAUACACGGAGGGGGACGUUUAACGCUCAGUGCUUUGCGAGAAACUUAUUGGCCUGUCAAUGGCAGAAGAUUGGUUCGGAGUGUGUUGCGAAACUGCUACCAGUGCGCCCGAGCCUGUCCUGUUCCCAUUGCGCAGCAGAUGGGCCAACUACCUGUUCAUCGAGUCACACCUAGCAGACCUUUCACCACAACCGGUGUGUACUUUGCCGGUCCGGUAUAUUUGAAGCCAAUUCAUAAGCGUGCUGCAGCCGUCAAAGCAUACAUCUGCAUUUUCAUCUGUUUCUGCACAAAGGCUGUACACAUAGAAUUAGUCAGCGACUUAUCAACGAAAGCAUUUCUUUGUGCGCUUCGUCGUUUUAUUGCACGUCGCGGUCGCCCUGCCAAUAUAUAUUCCGACAACGGCAAGAAUUUCGAGGGUGCGAAAAAUGAGCUGGAUGAACUGCGCCAAUCACUGCUUAAUCACCGAACCGCUAUACACGAAGCAUGCUCCCAGGAAUUUAUCGUCUGGCACCUGAAUCCAACAAAGGCUCCACACUUUGGUGGCCUGUGGGAGGCAGCAGUGAAAGUGGCAAAGAAACAAAUGUAUCGCCAGUUGGGAAACACAAAACUCAACUUUGAGGAUAUGGCAACCUUACUAACUCAAAUAGAAGCGAGCAUGAACUCGCGCCCACUUGUACCAAUGACUGACGAUCCAAACGACCUGUCCUGCAUUACUCCAGCACACUUUUUAAUCGGAGCGAGCUUGCAUGCACUACCAGAACCUGACAUUUGCCAUAUAAAACAUGGAAAAUUGGACCACUAUCAACACCUGCAAAGAAUAAAUCAGCAAUUUUGGCACUGUUGGCGAACUGAGUACCUGCAAGAGCUGCAACGUGUGACAAGGACGUGCAAUCCAAACACCGACAUUCAGCCGGGGCGCUUGGUUGUGAUUGUGGAUGAAUUCCAAAUUCCAGUCAAAUGGCCCCUAGCGCGAAUCAUUUCCGUGCAUCCAGGGAAGGAUAACCUCACCCGUGUAGUUUCACUUAAAACGAGCCGUGGAAUCAUCAAACGACCGGUCACAAAAAUAUGCUUGUUACCUCUGGAAACCGCCGACGAUCAAGCAGUAGGAGAUCAAACAACCCAGUCCGAUGAAACGUUGGAGAUAGAUGAGAACAACCCCGACGAAAUCGACCGAAACAGCAAUAUGUAGUAUUAAAAUGCUACCACGCUACAGUGUUUACUUUGUAUUUCUGAAAUGUCAAAAUGAAUUUAUGAACAGAUAUAGGAUCAUAGUAUUAGGUAUACAUAUAGUAGCAAUGAGAUAAGCAACUGCUGCAAUAGUAUUAGUAAGAUAGUGGGCUCUGAAUUGCAGUAGGUAGUCUAAGUUUUGAAAUAUUGUAUUUCAAGGUGGGGGCGAUGUUCGGAUUCGAUGUUUUUUUCUGUAUAUUAGCCGAACCCACAAAUUUAGGUGAAGGGAAAUUUUGCAUACAUGUAUGACCGGCCACUAACACUAAAAUGUAUACGUCAACUGAAAUAUUGCCUUCAAGGUACAGUCAUAUUGAAAUAAACCACCACCGAGAACGGACCACGAAGAAUAAAUUUCAACGCUACCCAAGUGCUAAGGUUUUUUAAUAAAGGUGCAGUCGACCGCGUAGCAGAAGUUUGAAUUUCGUUACACCGAACCCUACCGAAGUUUCGUGUCCACUGAAAUAUUUCGGAUUCAAAUUCGCCAAUCCGACCCGUAAAUUCCGUGGUCUCUUUGCUGGUCUACAACCUUCCUUCCGGAACUUAAAUAUUAGCCGCACGUCGUACCUGUCUUUUGAAUGAUCAAACACAACAGGGUCCAACACAAGUCUAUCAUACUUCUUUGCCGCUUUUCUUUGUAAUUAAGUGUGUUUUUUGAAGUUUCAAUUGAUUUCCACGAAAUUAAAAUUUUAUCACUUUCUCCGGUGAGAAGGAAAAAGUCAAAUAAAUUUUAUCCGGAAAAUCAUUAUCAUGCUAUUUGUGGAGACGGAGAAUUUUGCGACUCAUCUUAUCUCGGAAAACUUGGACAUCGGAUAAGCUUCUUCUCGCGUGAGUGAGAGAGAAUUACAAUGCCUGAUCUCUACACUUAUUGUAAUGAUUAAAUAAAACACGUAUAGUUUAAAAUAUAGGUAACUCUUAGAUACAUAACACUGUUUUAAAACAACAUUGCGGAAAAACAUUUCAAAAUUAUCACAGUAAUGUAUUGAAGCUAUGAGACAAUGUUCACAACAUUAAAAAAAUUGAUUUGCGCCUUUGAGGGUUAAUAUAACUCCCAUGUUUGGAAAUGAAGUCAAAUGUGAUAUAAAUUGAUACAAAAAAUAUGUUUUGCACAUUUCUAAAAGACUUGUUACGACCAACAAAAAUGUUGCCAAAAACGGAACCCAUUUGUUGCCAAUUUGGGUCAACCUCAAUUGGAUAGGGGGAGAUGCCGAAGCAACAUACACGAAACCACAAUAGACAGGAAGGAAGACAACCAAGUAUUCCGACGAAAUACUUACCUCGCUUCGACAAAAAACAUUUUUAAAAAAAUACUAUGAAAAAUAUUUUGAAAAAAAAUACUAUGGAAAAAAAAUUAUAUUAUGGAAGAAAUAUUAUGAAAAGAAUACAAUUACAAAAAAAAACAACUCGAGCAACACACAAAAACCUGUUUUUAUCCACCUAGCGGUGCAAUUGUGCCUUUCUCAUUCCUCUAAACUAUGGCACGGAGGCUGUUUAUGUUCAACAUAAUUGUGGAAAUGUCCAUUACAUUCUUAGUACACUUUGCACUUAUACACAACGGCUUGCCAGCCACGAACUUGAUGAGCUACGUGUCGACGGUGAAACACUUGAAACAAAAAAAUAUCAUACUUUAUCAUCCUAAUCAGCAUUAGAUCAAUGUUAUCUGCUUGCUAACUCAUUUUGUCAUGCGGGGGUGGCUGGGUGAGAAGGGCGAAAGUCCCAUGAACGAACGACUCCCCAGCUUAAAUUGGUAUGCUUUGUGAUAUAGUGGUGGUUCAAAGAUGAUGGAGUUGAAAGGGAGGAGUAUGAGGGCUGGAUGGGGUGGUGGUCUGAGGGGUGAUUAAAGGAGAUUUUUAAGGGAAGGAAGUGAACAGUAGAGGGGGGAUGUAACCCCUCCCCGUAAACCAUCAACUACGCCCCUGUUAAAAUCCAGAAACCUUAUGCGAGUCAAAAAAUUUUUUUUGCCGGGAUUAGGUUGACGUUUUUCAGAGUGAUUGCCAAACCUUUCUAUAUGAGAAAGGCAAACAUGUGGCAAAAUCCAUAAAAGUGAAUCGUAGUCAAAUUUUUUUUUCGAGUUUGCAUCAAAUCUCGACGUUUCAUGCACCUUGAAGACAUUUAGCAUCAAAAAUAAAUAUUCUGUUUUUAAUUUUUCGUAUAGUUUAUAUGAGAAAUUUCUGUGUGGCCGCACUCUUAAACCCGUAAUUCCGGAACCGGAAUUCCGAUAGAUCCAAAAUUCAAUAGCAGCCGAUGGGAAGGUUGCACCUUUCAUUUGAGACUAAGUUUGGGCAAAUCGGUCCAUCCAUCUCUGAGAAAAAUGAGUGACAUUAUUUGACACAUACGCACAUACAUACACACACAUACACACACAGAUACACACACACACACACACACACACACACAUACAGACUUUUUCCGAUCUGGACGAACUGAGUCGAAUGGGAUAUGACACUCGGCCCUCCGGACCGGGAUUAGGUUGACAUUUUACAGAGUGAUUGCAUAACCUUUCUAUAUGAGAAAGGCAAAAAAUACAUUAUCCAUCUCGAGUCUAAAACAAUAUUACAAAAAAAGAAAUUUACUAAAAACGAGCACAACAGGCAAAAGAACUCGAAAUUAUUAAAACGAGCAAAGUAAGCAAAAGAUCUCGAACAAAAAAAAUCACAUCUGGGGAAAAAGAAGGAAUUGGAGGCAAUUAAAGGGCGAACACGAAAUUAUUGCGACACCGAAAAUGUCAUGCCAAUUUUCUUAUAAUGUUUAAAAUCAAACAAAAAUUUUAGGCUAGUUUUAUACAGUUUUACAUUUCUUAUAAAAGAAAUGUAUAGAAUUCGCUCAAACUUUCAAGAUUUUUUCCGAGGCCCGGAGGGCCGAGUCUUAUAUACCAAUUGACUCAGCUCGACGAUUUGGGACAAUGUCUGUGUGUGUGUGUGUAUGUAACGGACAAAUUCUCAUUCGUGUUUCUCAGCAAUGGCUGAACCGAUCUUAUCCAAACCAAUUUUAAAUGGAAGAACUAAAAAACAGUAUGAACGCGACGGGAUCUAUUCCGUGCUAUGACGAUUUCGGAUAUUUUACAAGAUCGAAUUGACUGCCCCGGCUUCUCAGUGCGAUAAACAUGAACGUUCGCCCUCGCGCCCUUCGCAAUAAUUUAUUCCUCCGAUUACCUCUUCGCCAGACUAACUAUGGAGUAAACGGUGCCAUCAUUGGUUUGCAGCGGACCUUCAAUAGAGUGUCUUCCGAGUUCGAUCUUCACAUUCCCCGUAGCAGAUUACAAUUUGACUUUUUAAAUAGAUUAAGAAAUUAUCAUUAGGACCACACUGUGUCUGUUGAUAUUAAUUAAUUAUAACUAAUCGAUUCAGUGAUGAUCAUCAUUCAUAUUUUUCCAUUUUUAGUAAAUUUUUUUAGGGUCCCGACAACCGACCACAUUUUUCAAAAUGGUAAACAGUUAUCAUUUUACUAAAUUGUUAAUAACUUUUUUUUAAGUUGACAAAUGAAAAUAAAUUCUUCGAUAAGUUAUUAGCUAAUGCCUCUAGCUUUCUAUUGGUAUGUUUAUUCCCAUAUAUUGUUUAAUUGGAGUAAUGUUGUGAGCCAAAAACAAAAGUGUUCCGACAACCGAACACAUUCCCCUACAUAAAUAAUGCAUCUCUACACUUAUUGUAAUGAUUAAAUAAAACACGUAUAGUGUAAAAUAUAGGUAACCCUUAAAUACAUAACACUGUUUUAAAACAACAUUGCGGAAAAACAUCUCAAAAUUAUCACAGUAAUGUAUUGAAGCUAUGAGACAAUGUUCACAACAUUAAAAAAAUUGGUUUGCGCCUUUGAGGGUUAAUAUGACUCCCAUGUUUGGAAAUGAAGUCAAAUGUGAUAUAAAUUGAUACAAAAAAUAUGUUUUGCACAUUUCUAAAAGACUUGUUACGACCAACAAAAAUGUUGCCAAAAACGGAACCCAUUUGUUGCCAAUUUGGGUCAACCUCAAUUGGAUAGGGGGAGAUGCCGAAGCAACAUACACGAAACCACAAUAGACAGGAAGGAAGACAACCAAGUAUUCCGACGAAAUACUUACCUCGCUUCGACAAAUGUUGUCGACACAAAACAUUUUUAAAAAAAUACUAUGAAAAAUAUUUUGAAAAAAAAUACUAUGGAAAAAAAAUUAUAUUAUGGAAGAAAUAUUAUGAAAAGAAUACAAUUACAAAAAAACAACUCGAGCAACACACAAAAACCUGUUUUAAUCCACCUAGCGGUGCAAUUGUGCCUUUCUCAUUCCUCUAAACUAUGGCACGGAGGCUGUUUAUGUUCAACAUAAUUGUGGAAAUGUCCAUUACAUUCUUAGUACACUUUGCACUUAUACACAACGGCUUGCCAGCCACGAACUUGAUGAGCUACGUGUCGACGGUGAAACACUUGAAACAAAAAAAUAUUAUACUUUAUCAUCCUAAUCAGCAUUAGAUCAAUGUUAUCUGCUUGCUAACUCAUUUUGUCAUGCGGGGGUGGCUGGGUGAGAAGGGCGAAAGUCCCAUGAACGAACGACUCCCCAGCUUAAAUUGGUAUGCUUUGUGAUAUAGUGGUGGUUCAAAGAUGAUGGAGUUGAAAGGGAGGAGUAUGAGGGCUGGAUGGGGUGGUGGUCUGAGGGGUGAUUAAAGGAGAUUUUUAAGGGAGGGGAGUGAACAGUAGAGGGGGGGUGUAACCCCUCUCCGUAAACCAUCAACUACGCCCCUGUUAAAAUCCAGAAACCUUAUGCGAGUCAAAAAUUUUUUUUUGCCGGGAUUAGGUUGACGUUUUUCAGAGUGAUUGCCAAACCUUUCUAUAUGAGAAAGGCAAACAUGUGGCAAAAUCCAUAAAAGUGAAUCGUAGUCAAAUUUUUUUUUCGAGUUUGCAUCAAAUCUCGACGUUUCAUGCACCUUGAAGACAUUUAGCAUCAAAAAUAAAUAUUCUGUUUUUAAUUUUUCGUAUAGUUUAUAUGAGAAAUUUCUGUGUGGCCACACUCUUAAACCCGUAAUUCCGGAACCGGAAUUCCGAUCGAUCCAAAAUUCAAUAGCAGCUGAUGGGAAGGUUGCACCUUUCAUUUGAGACUAAGUUUGGGCAAAUCGGUCCAUCCAUCUCUGAGAAAAAUGAGUGACAUUAUUUGACACAUACGCACAUACAUACACACACACAUACACACACAGAUACACACACACACACAAACAGACUUUUUCCGAUCUGGACGAACUGAGUCGAAUGGGAUAUGACACUCGGCCCUCCGGACCGGGAUUAGGUUGACGUUUUACAGAGUGAUUGCAUAACCUUUCUAUAUGAGAAAGGCAAAAAAUACAUUAUCCAUCUCGAGUCUAAAACAAUAUUACAAAAAAAGAAAUUUACUAAAAACGAGCACAACAGGCAAAAGAACUCGAAAUUAUUAAAACGAGCAAAGUAAGCAAAAGAUCUCGAACAAAAAAAAAUCACAUCUGGGGAAAAAGAAGGAAUUGGAGGCAAUUAAAGGGCGAACACGAAAUUAUUGCGACACCGAAAAUGUCAUGCCAAUUUUCUUAUAAUGUUUAAAAUCAAACAAAAAUUUUAGGCUAGUUUUAUACAGUUUUACAUUUCUUAUAAAAGAAAUGUAUAGAAUUCGCUCAAACUUUCAAGAUUUUUUCCGAGGCCCGGAGGGCCGAGUCUUAUAUACCAAUUGACUCAGCUCGACGAUUUGGGACAAUGUCUGUGUGUGUGUGUGGCUGUGUGUGUGUAUGUAACGGACAAAUUCUCAUUCGUGUUUCUCAGCAAUGGCUGAACCGAUCUUAUCCAAACCAAUUUUAAAUGGAAGAACUAAAAACAGUAUGAACGCUAUUAAUUUGUUUUUGAUUCUGAUGUUUAGUUUCCAAGAUAUGAAUGUUUGAAUGCGUAAAAAUGGCGUUUUUUGCAGUUUUUUUUUAAAUUAUCUGCCGAAAUUGACAAUAUAGAUUACCAGUUUAUAUGUUUUUAGACAGCUUUAACGAAUACCUGUCGAACAAGCUAUAGAUGGUUAAAAUCGGACUAUUAUCAAAAGAGAUAUUUAACAUUAAAUGCGGACGAAAGAUUUUUAUCAUUUCCCAUUGCCAGAAAUAUGACCAAAAACCAAAUCUAUUAUUAACGCCAAAACGGCUUAUUUUAGGUCAAUAGUAUCUUCGGAGAAUUUAAUGGAGGCAAUAUGCCCUUUCAUUUGGUAUUGUGGUUUUGCUGAUUAAUCCCCCUAUGAGUGAAAUGUUUUCACAAAUUUUCUUAGAAGUGAUUAUAUCGAAAUGAUUUUUUUAAAAUAUCUGUCGAAAUUGACAACACAGAUUAACACUUUAUAUAUUUUUAGGCAGCUUAUACGAAUACCUUUCGAACAAGCUAUAGAUUGUUGAAAUCGGACUAUUAUCACAAGAGAUAUUUAACAUUAAAUGCGGACGAAAGAUUUUUAUCAUUUCCCAUUGCCAGAAAUAUGACCAAAAACAUGUAAUCUAUUAUUAACGCCAAAACGGCUUAUUAACGGCUUAGGUUUCUUUUGGUAUUGUGCUUUUGCUGAUUAAUCCCCCUAUGAGCGAGAUAUUUUCACAAAUUUUCUUGGAAGUGAUUAUAUCGAAAUGAUGCCUUCAGCAAAUUUUGUAGCUCUUACUUUUACGAAUAACUUUACUGAAGAUAUCAAAUAUCUAUUCUGAAUACUUUAAAAGUUAUGGCUUGUUGUUUGUGGAUUACUCUUUGUCGCCUAUUUAUUGUUCAUUACUAUAUCCAUUGAAAUAAGCUAAACAUUAUUUCGACAAAACGAAUUUUGUAUUUCAUUUUUCUAUCUAGAACCGCUAGAAAUAAUCACCGAACACUUCCAAGUUGUCUGGAAAGAACUUGAUAACUUCCAUUGGUCGACAGCCAUUUUGGUGCAGGGUUGCGAUAGUAGUUUUUAGGGUAAAUCGGAUGCGCUGAGUUCAAAAAUGGCCAUAGUUUUCACCGCCGUGCUCCUGUUUUUGAGAUUUCUCCAUUAAUUUGUUAUUUUUUACUAGUCAGUGUUAAAUUUUUUUUCUAAAUUUUUCGAAUUUACAAACUGUAUCAAAUCUGUUAUUAAAAGGUACUACAAACAUCUGACAAAUAUUUGGAUAUCUGGAAAGGUAUAUUGAAUACUGCCAAAUUCGAAAAAACCAUGAGUAAACAAAAAUAAAACGCCCCUUUUUACGAAAAUUUGACAUUUUGCAAAAUUCAAAAUGCUGCCAUUUCAAAAGUUCUCAACGGAUUUCUAUCAAAGAUAGCUUUAUUAGUAGCUGUAAGCCUCUUCUUUCAAAAAAAAGUUCAAGCUAAACAGAUGAAAAUUGUCAGAGUUCUGAUCAAUUUACAUAAUUGAAGAAAAUCUUCAAAAUCAACUCUUUUUGGUAUUACUACAGACACGACAAAAACUUCGGAAAAUCUAUUGAAAAUAAAUUUCUUUUUAUAGAAUUCGUUGCUCUGGAUAUAAAUUAAAAGUCAAAGAAGUUUUAUGACCACAUUUAACAUAACCUUAAAUAUUUUUUUUUGUGAUAGACAGCAAUUUUUGCACCUCACUCUAUUACGAUCGAAGGCUUUUGGCAGUUCAGAUCUAUAGUUCUUGAUGUUUCAUUUGUUAUACCGUUUGAGUUUGUUGCCUGCAUAUUUCUUGGGAUGUGCGAGAAGUAAAUACGAACAGGUAUUUAUAUAUUGCAUUUAUCCAGUACUUUAUGCCUAGCUCACCGAAACAGAAUUGAUUCAAUGAGAAAUAUGGCGUCUUCACGGAGACAGCGUAAGAAUGAUCCAAAUCCGCCGACAGUGUUUCAAACAGAAAUAUAUGCCAUUCUAGAAUGCACUUACGUAUGUCUGAAAAGAAAAUAACGGUACCCAAAUAUCUGCAUUUUCUUAGAUAGUCAGGCUGCGCUCAACGCAUUAAGGGUUCCACAAUUGGCGGAGAAAACCCAUGUUAAUUUAUACUGGUUUCCAGGACAUAGUGACGUUGCAGGGAACGAAAAAGCCGAUGAGCUAGCAAGAAGAGGGUCUUCCACUAAUUUUAUCGACCCAGAACCAUUCUGUGGGUUCUCAUCGAGUGCCCUCAAAAUGGAAUUGAAAAGUGGGAAAUCACAGCUAUAAAGAACAAUUAUAGCGGUAAGCUUGAAGCUAUUUGGAACCGCCGCACGGUACUAUCUUUGAUUUUAGGCCUGAGUUUAGUCCGGUCUAACACGUUAGUACCUGUCAUUGCAGACAUGGCUGCAUCCUGAAGCCAAAUGAAAACAGGGUAAAGGGGCGCCAUAUUCCUCUUGCAUACAUCUCAAUAAUUUGAAUCAACUUUUCGACCUUUAUGUGCAAUAUUAUGGCCCAUGUUGCACACAAACCAUAUGAGGGCAAGUAAGCAAGUUUUAUCCCGUACGAAAAACAGGUAUAAUUGAGUUUUAAAUGUCAUUUUUUUGAUAUUUUUUAUCGUCCUAUCCAUAAGGUGCUGCACGCUCAUUUGAAAAUGCCAUGUCGAAGAGUUAUAUUACAGGUUAGCAGAAGUCGAAUCAUUUUGAAACUGACCGUAGAACGAAAUUUUAUAAUUGGGUGCAGAGCUGCAUUAAAUAAAAAUUGUUUUCGUUUGUUAGUUUACUUAUGGCUAUCAAAAUGACUGAAGCUGUUUAAUUUACCCACAUUUUUUUAGUUAGUUUAACUAGAUGAAAAGAAAAGAAUAUAUAAUCACAAUGUGUACCCUUUUCUACUUCUUCUACUCUUCUCACAAAGAACACAAUAAGCAAGUGAAUGUUUUCUUAUAUUUUUACUGCUUUCGAAAGAAUCCAAACUAAGAUUAAAUAAAAGAUUUCAAAUAAAGCCAUGCCAUACAACCUAAGUAACACUAUGACGGCAAACAAUCUGAUAGAACAGAAAUGCACAGGGUUUGAAAGAAGUUGUGAAAGUUGAGACUGGGCAAAUGACUUGAAAAAAUGACACAAAAAGUCGAAUGUGGAAGAAUCGCCUAAAUCGGAACUUAAGGGGGUUGUGUAAAGUAUUAUCGGCAAAAAAUUGGAUUCCUUAAUCUUUUUUCGAUGCAAAGAUUAUUUAUCUAUUCAGUCAGGUGCCACGUCGAAAACUGGUUUUGCGGUGUACACCAUAACUCAAAAUCUGCUGGACCAAUCGUUGAUACAUUUGCAUAGUUGUUUUUAACAUCACUCCACAAGUAACUAAUGGAGCUUUUAUUUCUUGGUUGAUUUUCGAACUUUUCGUAGCCCUUUGAAGCCAAAGUCCGAUUAAUGCUAAAAAAUGAUGAAAAUGCUAUUGAAAAAAUAAGAAUAUCAAGCAUUUUGCGAAAACCUUUUGUAGUUAUCUGGGCAAUGAUGUAAAGAAGAAAAACUGUGCAAAAUUCAGUACGAUUGGUCCAGGAAAUUUUGAGUUACGGUUUACACCGCAUUUUGUCGAGGUGCCUCCUGAAGAUUCACUGUCUGCAUCAAGUGUCAGGUUCAAUUUGUUAACCCUUAAAGGCGCAAAGCAAUUUUUUUCAAAUUUUCUGAAAAUUGUUUCUCAGCAUUACUACGUUACUCUGAAAAUUUUAAGAUGGUUUUCGCAAUGUUGUUUUAAAACAACAUUGCGCAUUCAAGGGUUAAGUUAUAUCUGUCAAUUGAUUAUCAGACAGAUUGCAGACUAUAGGAAAUAAUUAAUUGUAAUUUAUUAUUUUGUAACCGGGAUUUGAAGUUUUCUCAAUUUUCGCACAACGUCGCAAAAUCUCGUUGAAUUGAACGUUUUAGCAAUCCAAGAUGUUGAAAGCUCAGCAAUUUGGAUUUAACCCAUUUGACAGAUUUACUUCGUUGAAAAUCAGUUUUUGAAGUUGUCAAAUUCUCAGCUCAAUUACUGAACUUUUGGUAUUUCAGGAUUGAUUAGGUAAUCGUGCUGAUAAUUUGAAUUACUUAAUUUUCAGCAAAUGAGGUCUGCCAAAUUCUAUAUUCAUGGUUAGUGGAGUAGUUGGGUAGGAUGGUAUAAUAAGCCCCACCAGGCUAAAAUGUCAGAUUUCUUUUCCAAUGGCCACAUAAUUAUCUGAAGCAAAUAAAUAAUUGUUUUUGGCUUUUUCAUGUGCAGCAGAACAGCAACUAAUACAAACGUUUCCCAAAAAGGUAAGCUUCCAUUAUUGUUCUUAAGCAUUUGAUUUAAUUUGAAAUAGUCAGAUUUGGCUGAACUGUCUGACUACUAAAUAUAAUGUUAGUGAAGCUUUUUCUAUCCUUGGAGUGGCUAAAGACUAACAAUACAACUUUAUAACGUUCACGAUAGUAUGCACCAUUAUUAACAAAAUAGUGAAAUAACGUUGUAAACCAUGUUCACACUACAGAGUUAAAACAUGUUAUAAUAAUUAGCAACAAGAAAAAUGUCAUCGAGAUAGCGUUAAAACACGUUUUUACUUGUUGUGUGAACGUAGUAUUAGCCACUUGAAUCUUAAAUAAUUCUAAUGUUACUUUGUUUAAGCUAAAUCAAGGAUUCCAAAAUUAUUUUAACUAAAUAUAAAUACGUCAGACUAUUAAAUGGCAUAAACAGUGAAUUUUCUUUUACCCUCAUUGUACGGUUUUUAACAUUGCCGUGUACUGCCGAUCGGAACGCAGUAAUGCAAAUGGCAGCAUCAUGUUACCGGAAAAAGACAAAAAUAUCACAUGCUCCUCUUGCGCAUACUUCGUUAUUUUCAAUCCUCUUUUCGGCUUUCUUCUGGAUGAAUAUGACUCUCUUUGCUCGCAAUAAAAAUGGCAAUAAAUAAGCCAGUUUUAACAGGUAGGAAAGACAAUCACCGUCGAACUAUAUUUACCUGUACUUUUGAUUUCUCUGUUCUGUCCAUCUCUCUACACGCUUGAUUCCAAUUGCUCAUCGAAGAGUUACAGGAGAGCAUUUGGAUAAAUCGAAUCGAUUAUCUCAUAUUCAGAUCAAAGUUUUUUUUGCGAGUUCGAAUCAAAACUGCAAUAAGAAUUGUUUUGAUUCUUUUUUUUACAUAUCGCUGUGAGAAUAAGUGGGAUUAUUUUAUUCCUUAAUAUAAAUCAAUAACAUGUUAUCACGACUUAUUACCCAUAUAUCUGUCGUAUGUCACAUUAAAGAAAGUGAAUAACGAAAAAAAGUUUAUUUUUCAUUGGAUAGAUCCAAAUAAAUGACAAUCGGAUGUAGAUCGUAAAAUGCACUAUUUUAUAAAUUUCCUUAUUUUCACUACCAGUUCACAAAUUGAAUCAGAAUGUUAACUGCUUACAAAGUAACUCUAUAAAUACCCUAAGCAAAUAUUAAAUAAAAGAUUUUAAAUAUACGCAUUUUUCCUAUAUGAAUAAACUCACAUAAAACAUCCAAAUAAAAAUAUUUUAUAAUUGAUUGCGAACGCAACGGCGUUCGUAAAAAUAUAUUACUAGGAUGCUCAAAACUUUCAUUUCUGUUUAUUUAUAAAAUCGUAGAAUCGUUGUUAGCAAAUAAAAUCGUUCCAAUCUGCAUUGAUGCAUUACAGAAAUAUGCAAUCAACAAUAUGAAAUAUAACACUUGUGAUCAUUCUGUCAAAGUUUAUUUUUUUGUUUGACCUUUGUUUACUUUUUAUUUAAGCUUCGCUGAAAAAAAAACUUGCACAAUUUUAAUUCGCGGAGUGUGAUCCAACUUUUAUUUGUAAUUGAUAUUUAUUCCAAACUUGUGAAAAUUAGCUUGAAACGAAUAUAAAUAUUCUCCCCCCGUGUCGACAGGUAUCGUGUUCAGUUAUAAUGAUAUUCACAGUUAAUUUUGAAUUCAAAUUGAAAUAUUUCAACCAAUUUUUUAAUCAAAGUUUAACAUAACUAUCAUGGCACCAGUUACAAACGAUGGUUCAACCCAAAGGGAUUAUAACUACUAGAGGUCGCAUGUCGCUGUUAACAUUGAAAAUUUAUCAUCUCGCUCUUACAUAUGCUAGGCCCAUUAGUUUUACACAUAUUGCCCGGGUUUAAACCUGUCAAAAUAAUGGGAUACAAUAUGCUAGAGCGAGACCCCAUGUUUCAGUCCGUGAAUACAUGGAGACAGUAGCGCUUUGCUCCCUCUAGUAGUUAUAAUCUCUUUUGUUCAACCACUUCAAACUUAUUUUCUUUUGUGCAUUAAAUAUUAUGUCACUACAAAAAGCUGUACAUUAUCGGCCAACUAUAAACUAUCCACCAAGUUAAAGUUUUAAGUUCAGAAACAUUUCAAUUACAUGGUGACAAAAUUGUUCUCACACGCUAUGGAACGAGACAUAUGACGAAGAAAAGCUAUUUUACUGCAAGAAAAUAUCGGAAUGAAAAACAAUUCUCCAUGUUGUUUAAUUUACUCAUUUUCUUAACAUGAAUUUGUUGUUUUUUAACAUUGUCGUGUAUCGCAGAUCAGAACGCUGCCAUAUAAAUGACAGCAUCGUUGGGUUAAAGCUUACAAAAUAGUUUAGGCCGGUUUAAAAGUUAGUCCGGUUUAAAUAUAGUUAGUACGCGUUUGAGCUUACGGCUAUUAGAGUAUCACACCUGGGCUACGACAAUCAAAGAAAUUUAUCUCACCCAACGAGAAAAAAAAGUCUGGAGUUGCUUAGACUAAACAAAAAAUUAAAGGGUUGUGUACAGGACACGACCACGGUGACAUUAAAAAUGUAGCUUUUUUCAAGAGCGUGCAAAUGAAUUUUAUCUAUCACACAUAUCGACUCACGUUCUUGUUCACUCGCCUGUUUUCAUAUGUUACAAUUUGCUAUAUACCCUCCCCAUCAAAACAUAAUUUAUUGAAGGUCUUUUAACGGUAAUCUAUUAAUUAAUCAAGUAUCUCACUAGGUGAUUGGCAUUAUUUGGCUGAUCCAUCUAGUAAAAAUAGGCUGGUCUGUCCAGAAAAUAUAUUCAAAAGAAAAGUUCCAUAUUGAAAGCUGUGAUGAGGAAGCCCACGCUCGCCAACGGAAAUAUACAGAUUCUCCAUGAAAUAGGAAAUUUCAUUUUCCAUUUAAAUUUUCAAUAAUGUACUAAUGAACUUAAGUAAACAAUAUUAAGUUUAAGUAUUUCUUGAUCGAUUAGUGGUGGAAAAAUGAAAUUAUUUGAUAAAUUACAUUGUUAUGCAACGUUCGCACUACCAGUUAAAACAGGUUUUUAUGCUAUCUUGGUGACAUUUUUCUUGUUGCUAAUUAUUAAAACGUGUUAUAACUCUGUAGUGUAAACAUUGUAUUAUUAAACCAAUUCUGCAGCGUUUUAUGUUAUAUAGGUGUUUUAUGUGAUAAUAGGACUGACAUAAUUAUAUCUUCAGUACAGCGGUUUGUUUCAUAAUUUAAAACAUAUUUAUUUUAAAAUUUAAAUUAGUAUACCCAACCGUUCUAUUUGUUGUAUACUUUAAAAGGCAAUUAGAACUGUGUUUUAAAUACAUAGGGUAGGACAGAUAUUCUGACUGGAUAAACUGGGAAAACAAUUUUAAGUCCAGUAACGCUUAAGACAUGGCUUGAAUUUGAAUCGAAAAAGAACACCCGCUUCAACUGCUGCUGGGACGGUAAGUUCUGUUUUAAAAUUUUCCGUUGCGUGCAGUACGAAACAAAAGUGUUUGAAAUUAGAAAACAAAAAGUUCUGCUGGGAAUGUAAUUGUUUCCGAUGCAAUUACACUCAGAUUUUUCACGCAGGGGAUAUUGGCCGUGUAAAUGAAAACCGCGUCAAUUUCAAAAAAAACGCGUUUAUGAAAACCGCGUAAAUUUCAAAAUCCGCGUAAAAAACCUGAGUGUACCCUCCUGUAUAAAAUACUACGCUGCUGAACAGUGCAAUAACUACAGAAGCACGUUGUCAGAUGCCUUACUGAUAAAAAACAUAUAACCGAAAUAUGAAACAUGAAAACCAAUAGGCUCUUUACCCUACGCAGCUACAAAGCGCCGUAAACAUGGAUUAACAAGUUACAACGCACACGCAUGCAUAAAAAUAAAUAUAUUUUUUUCAAACGCAACACUCUUAAGCAGCACACACCGUAUUGAAUUAAAUCCAAACCACCCCGCCCACCCACUUUGCAAAUCAUUCUGUGACACCAUGCUGGUACCCGACAAAUCCGCACACGGCCACCGCUGCCGAAAAUGCAUAGCGUCUACCGCUUAUUAUAGUGUCCAGACGCUGCAGCCAUGAUCUUUCCCGUUCGACAUAAGAACAAAAACUGAUUCAAACGGGUACGCGUCACCUCUAUUUAUAAACUAACCGUAUAUGGUUUAGUCACUUAGGUGCGAGUGUGUGCAAAUGCCAACGUUACCGAAAAUCGAUAGCGCUUAUUGCAUCGCCCGGAGACGACGUUGCUCGUGUGGGAUAAGAGCAACAACUGAUUUAAACGGACAUGCGUUGCUUCUAUUUAUGACUUUUCGUGUUUCAUUGAGCAACUAAGCUGCCCUCUUUUGACGGCUGUGUCUGAGAAAUCUGCCUCACGAAUGUUAUUUUUCCCGUUUUUUGUGAACUUUUUAAUUUUACCAAUUUCCAAAAGUCUACUUUUAUUGGGGAGAUAUUAAAUUAUUACCAAUAUUUAAGUUAGGUGUUUCUGAAUCGGUUGGUGUAUGAAUGAUUAAAAUCCAUCUAGUAAUAUCGGAGUUAUAAGCGUGCAAACCUUACAUAGUUUCGUUACAUGGGAGAUAGUUUAGAUUUUAGAAUGACACCUAGCCCCAGAUAGUGGAGUAAGACAUUUUUAAUGUCAAAAGAACUAUGUGUCAUGACAGGACUACUUACCAGACACUGUCCGAGUAAAUAUCAUCUUAAAAAAAUGGUAAGCUUACUAACGAUACAUGCCGCGUCUGCGGAUCUGAAAGUGAAACAUCAGAGCAUCUGCUCUGUGAAUGCUUUGCAUUGAUUCAACGCAGACUAAGAGUCCUCGGUAAAAAAAACAUUGAAGCCUUUUGAUAUUUGGAUUGUAAAUCCCAAGCAGGUAAUAAACUUCAUACGAAGUGGUGUGCCCAACUGGAAAGAGUGUGUAUCUCAAUAAUGGCAAUCACUCAUGAAUAGUGAUAUGUCAUAGUAGAUAGUACACUUAGAUUAAAGAAGGGGCAUACCAGAAUAGAUCUAAAUACUGGUCGCAGUGGUUCGUCUCCAAUAAAAAAAAGUUUAAUUUGCUAUAUUGAUAUGAUAUUAAAAUUUUCAUAUAUAAAAUAAAAUAUAUUCUGUGAUCACUGAUCGUUUCUAUUCAUUCGCAAACGUCAUUGAACAUAUAAUUGAGUUAGGUUAUGUAAGUUGACCAAAAGUAACAAAACUAUGACUUCAUAUUCAGAUUGAGUAUGCCCAAAUCUAUUCGCUGUCUCUUUCUAACUCUUGAUCUCCGUAUUUUUGUUUAUAGUAUAACUAUUAUAAAAUGAAAUAUUUUUAGGUUAUUUUGAAAUGUGAUAAUAAAACUACUUUAUGACUUUUAAUUUAUAUCCAGAGCAUCGAAGUCUAUAAAAAAACAUUUAUUUUUAAUAGAUUUUCUGAAGUUUUUGUCGUGUCCGUAGUAAUAUCAAAAAGCGUUGAUUUUAAAGAUUUUCUUCAAUUGGGUAAAUUGAUCAGAAGUCAGACGAUUUCCGUCUGUUUAGCUUGAACUUUUUUUUUGUGUGAAAGAAGACGCUUACAGCUACAAAUACAGCUAUUGUUGAUCGAAAUCCACUGAGAACUUUUGAAAUAGCAGCAUUUUGAAUUUUGCAAAAUGUCAAAUUUUCUUAAAAAAGGGGCAUUUUAUUUUGUUUGCACAUGGUUUUUUCGCAAUUGACAGUAUUCAUUAUGCCUUUCCAGAAUCCCAAAUAUUUGUUAGGUGUUUGUAGUACCUUUUAAUAAUAGAUUUGAUACAGUUUGCAAAUUCGAAAAAUUUAGAAAAAAAUUUUAACACUGACGACAAAAAAAAAUCAAAUUUAUGGAGAAAUCUCAAAAACAGAAGCACGGCGGGAAAAACUAUGGUCAUUUUUGAACUCAGCGCACCCGAUUUACCCUAAAAACUACUAUCACAACCAUGCACCAAAUUUUUUUUCUGAUUUUGUAGACCAGUAUUAUCAGUGCAAAAAUGUUCAUUUGUGCGAACCUGCUGACUGCAAUUUUUCUAAUUUAUAACCAUCGGAUCGAUCUGAAACAUAUCGGAAAAUGAAAAGCGAAAUAAAUAACUCCAAGCAACGGCGUAGCCAAGAGAAGGUUUUGGGGUUUAACACCAUGCAAACCACCUCCCCCCACCCCACCAAAAAAAAAUAUUGGAUUGAAGUUGAAAAUUUAUUGAUGCUGACUGAUUUAAUUCAAUAUUACAAUAACAAUUAUCUGAUCCGUACAUUGGUAACCUGUUGUUGUAAACAUCAUGAGGACUUUUGAUAAAUUGUCGAAAUAGGGUCCUGAUAUGUAACUGAUCUAUUGGUCUUGAUUUCACAGUUGUCUAAUAGCAUCAAUAUCAAAUUCCUACCUGAAAACAUUCCAAUAGAAUAUUCCAGAGUACUGUAAUCAAUCAUAACCCUUAGAUUUCUUUUCAAAUUGAGCUCGCUUUUGUAGAGAUGUACUGUAAUAAGGGUCUUUAUUUAAUAGGAAGCGAAGUUAAAAUUGAUUUAAUGUCUAUGAAACAUAGAACUGCUCACCAAAAAAAUACAUAACUUUCAACAUUUGCUAAAAAUGUUUUUGCCUUUCUCAUUCACUCCAAAAUUUGUCAAUCUAAUCCCGACCCGGAGGGCCGAGUGUCAUAUGCCAAUCGACUCAGUUCGUCGAGAUCGGAAAAUGUCUGUGUGUAUGUAUGUGUGUGUAUGUGUGUAUAUGGAAAAAAAUGUGACCUCUGUUUCUCAGAGAUGGCUGCACCGAUUUGCACAAAGUUAGUCUCAAAUGAAAGGUUCCAACCUUCCCAUCGGCUGCUAUUGAUUUUUUUUAUUGAUUGGACUUCCGGUUCCGGAGUUACGAGUUGAAGAGUGCAAUCACACAGCAAAUUCCCAUAUCAACUGAAAUGCAAAUUUUUCAAAAUCAAAUUUGUAUUUUUGAUGCCAAAUGACUUUAAAAUGCAUGAAACAUUGAGAUUUGAUGUAAACUCAAAAAAAAAUGUUUGACAAAAAUUGACUUUUUUUGACUUUGCUACAUUUUUGCCUUUCUCAUAUAGAAAGGUUAUGCAAUCACUCUAAAAAUCGUCAAUCAUACCGGCCCGGUGGGAGUAUGCAGUGAGGGGUUGGUACUUUAAAAUUAAAACUAGUUUAAAAUUUCUUAACAAGUUGUAAAUUUUCGGUAGGACCCGGACCUCCCGGAUCUUUCUCCAUGAUCCGCCGCUGGGUUCAAGCGAUGUUUCAGUAUCACAUAGUAUCUCAAGAUCGUGGCUGUCGAUCCAUUGUAUGUAUGUGCAAAUCGUCCUGGACAUGUAAUAUUAAUUUCCACCAUUGUAUUGAACAUAACCAGCCAUGGAAUCGUAGUCUGGACAAAUGAGAAAAGCACAAUUGCACCACUAGGUAGAUUAAAAAAGGUUUUUAUUUUGGGAAUGCGUCGAGUUGAGGCGAAAACGUAAUAUGAUUAAUAACGAGGAUAACACUUUCCGAAUGUAGAGAAAAAUUCAUGAAAAAUGCGAUUUCCAUUCGCCUCUAGCAGAUCCUGAUCGAUUUUGAUGAGCAUUUGAUUUUUGUUGUAUGACCAAUUAUAUGUAUAGGUCAAAUGUUCGAAAACUGUAAUUUAAGGUAAAGAUAGCAUCAUUUUGAAACCGCCAAUUUCGGAGGUUUAGUAUCUUCGAUGAGUUUUACAAACGUUAAACAGCGCAUCAUUUGAUAAAAUAAUUUUGACGGUAUAUCGUCCAAGAAGUAUUUAUGGUGAAUUUUCUCAGGUUAAUAUUCAUGACUACAAUAAAGUCUCAACAAAUUCGCUAAAGACGCGAACUCUGUUACUAUUUUCUGAAAAAUUAAUUCUGCAUUAUUUUAAAACUUCAAAAAUUACGGUUUUGGAAUUAUACCGUUUGGACAGUAUGAUCGAUUUUCACCAAACCCCCACCAAACCGAAUUUCUGGCUACGCCGCUGACUUCAAGUAAGUAGAAAUAAAGUCGUUCUACACUUGUUCACAAGAAACUUCUUCGAAUGCUGAAUAUCUGUUAUAAUACAUUGAACCCCGAUUUUAUCAGCCAAAUAUGCACAUAUGUUUGAUGGGCUCUAGCAGACGAACAAGACUGAAUUCGAGUAAAUCCUUUCUUGAGCAUGUUUUCCUUAUCAUGAAGAUGGAAAUAUGCAAAAAUAAAAAGUUCAUCAUAACCAGAUAUAGUUAUCAGACUACAUCAAGGGACGGGAAGAAUAUUUUACAGCUUCAGUUUAUUAUAAAGAAAAAAAAAUUGCCCGAUUUAGUCAAUGUCCCCAUUUUGUCAGCCUAAAAUACACCAUGAGACUGAUAAAAAUGGGUCUUUAUUGUAUGUAUUAUUCACUGUGUUUCACAUUAAUAGGUACAUUUCAUUUUUGGGGAUUUUUUAUUGCAUCGAACUACAACAAUUUUUAGGUAGUUUUCAAGGGGUAUUUUAUAUACUUCUUCCAAAAUUUGGCGAACCUAUACCAAUUCGUAUACCAAUUGAUUGGUAUCCUUAAGGGUUUGUAUGUUGCAGAUAGAGAAAAUAUUGAAAUUUUCAGCUUUUUUCCUACACAAUAUUGCGAAAGCUUAUUAAACAAUUUUUCCUAAUAAGUUUGUGAAAAUUAUAAACUAUUUGAAAUUUUUUAAUAGUUUUAUUUUUUAUUUAACUGUGAUUUUUUAAUAAAUAGUUUUUUACUUUUUUAUUUCGACUAUGUUAGUCACAUAGUCUAGCUAAUUGAAUGUCGUUAAAAUGUAAAAAAGAAACAUUUUAACGACAUUCAAUUAGCUAGAGAUUACUGGGUAGGGAAAGUUAUGAAAAUUAGAGCCAUAGUACUCAAGUGAGAGCAAGGAUGUGAAGUAAACAGAUCGGAAAACUAGAAGUGGCAGGGUCAUUAGAACAGGCUUAAUAUCGUACGGGCUUAAUCUUUGUCUUCUGUUAAUGAGGGUCGAGCUUAGGCAGUAUAACUACGAAUCACCCGAGUUCACUAACAUGUGUCCUGAUAAUGAUAAACGUGUCCAUCGGAUCGGUAAAGAUGGACACGUCUGUCAUUACUAGGACACAUGUUAGUGAACUCGUAGUUAUACUGCCUAAGCUCGACCCUCAUUAACAGAAGACAAAGAUUAAGCCCGUACGAUAUUAAGCCUUCACAUCCUUGCUCUCACUUGAGUACUAUGGCUCUAAUUUUCAUAACUUUCGCUACCCAGUAAUCUCUAGCUAAUUGAAUGUCGUUAAAAUGUUAAUAAAUAGUGACCAUCGCUUCACAACGUAGUCUAUUUUUCAUGGCUUGCGGUGAGCACGAUCUCUCGAAUUGCUGAACUGAAAAAUAUGGAAUAGAAAUUAAUUUUUAGUAUUCUUAACAGAUUUAACUCGCCGCGCAGAUAGCUCUGAAUUACACCCGCUGGUGCCCUAAGACGAUUUCGCUAGAUUUUCAGAGCAUUGUGCACCCAGUGCAUUAACGCAAGUGACGGAAGGUUAUCGAAAAGAUUCGUGAAAAUGAAAAUUCCAGUAAUGAUGAUGAUUUUCCCAAACGGUUCGUUUUCGAGAGGUUUUUAUUUGUUCUUUGGCAUUAGGAUUAGCGAUAAUAAUUCAAAUCAAGGAUACUACUGGGAAGUCACCUUUAGAAAAAGUCGAUAUCGAAGUAAAAUGUGGAACUUUGCUGAGAUAGCGUGAUAUCAGGAGCUGCGAUUUCAUUUCAACGCUUUAUGUGAAAAGGGCGAUACUUACAAAUUUAAACAUAAGGCUUUUUUUCAUACAUGCGAAUGAGGGCUUUGAAACGCAACAAAUUAACCUAAAAAUUUGGAUUUUACGAUAUUGCUUUCUUAAACUAUAGCAAAAAAUACAACAGGCGAAACUGUAUUUUUGUUUGUUUAUUUAAAGUUUCGCCCUCCACGCUUCAUGCAAACAAUCAGGGCGAUACUUUUUUGCUAGCAGUUUAGAGGCGAAAAUGUCUUUUUCGUAUUAUUUUAGGAUUAUCAAGCUGAUACCAGCUGUAAAUAGUAACAAUGAUCGCCAUUGAAAAAACCCGGACGAAAUCGGUGCGGUGGUGUAAAAGGGUAGUUAUUAUAAAAAAAACGUAUGGGCGAUACUUCAAUGCUGAUAGGUGGAACCGAAAAAGUAAACAAUCGCCAAAGGGGCGAUACUAUCAUUUUGUCAAUUUCAAUAGCAAAAUUAAAUUUUAAUUUAAUAAUUUCAAAUACUUUAUGAAGUUUUGGGUUUCGAUCACUGAAUCAUGCAAUCUAGGAUGUAAAAAACACAAUAGUUCUUAAAUUGGAUAUAAAACCAAGUCUGGAAAUAUUCACUGUUGAUUCUCUUUGAAUGGUGUCACUGCUGGUAUCGCCCUUUUCAAGAAAAAGCGUUGAUUUCUUAGCUCUCAGUCGCGUUGGAAAUAUGAGUAAAGUAUAAACUUCAAAUCGAUUCAAAAAAAAUUCCGAUUUUUUUGGCUCAGUACAAUAUAUAACCUCUUUAAGAAAAUUCAGUUUUCCCACCACAAUGCAUUGAUUGAGGAAUUUAGAUAUUUUAUUAACAGAGCAUUAGCAAUAAUUCGUUUGUAUGUCUAUUUUAUGGGCCAUUUUUACGCUUUCCCAUUGAUUUGGUUUGAGAUUUCUAGCAGCUCUCUGUACAUAGGUUCAUCUAUGUAUGGAGAACCAAAAAUCCGGAUACGUAAUUGCAUUACUACAGGGCAGUUGCAUAUCAAAUGAUAUCAUGUUCCGUAAUCGGAUUCACAAAGAUCACAUGAAUAAUACUCAGCGCGCUGAAUAGUAGCCAUGCGUUAAUUGAGUUUGCAAUGUUCAGUCAGGGCCCUGACUAGAAUACUGCAAUUGUCAUUGGAAAAAUGCAACAAAUUCUUUGACAUUUUCAGACUGACAUCCGGCAGAAAAGUCUUUGUUUGAACGCAAGUUUGCAAGCUACGCCAAUGGUUAGCAUGUUCGGAUGCAGCCCAAGAGCGAAUCUUGUGCUUUAUCCAACUUAUCGGCAGUGGUAAAACUGGUUCUGGACCAACGAAGUCAGUCGCAGUACCAGCUCUAGCCAAUUCGUCCGCCCUUUCAUGUCCAGUAAUACCGGAAUAACUGGGUACCCAUAGAAGGAUAGCAUUUGAAAAGUUAAGUUCUUCGAUUUAAGUUUGACAUGAGAUUACUAAUUUCGAUCCCGAAUCUGCCGAACUAAGUGCUUUUAGGGCAGCUUGACUGUCAGAGCAAAAAUAGAUUCUUUCACCGCAAAUUCCCUGUUGAAGUUCUGAUUUUACGCCACAUAGAAUCGCAAAGAUUUCUGCUUGGAAUACGGUAAGUACGGCUCGGUCCUCCAACAAAGAACAGUCAGUAUAAAAAACUACGUAUUCUUCAAGUUGUCGCUCCAUCCAGCCAGACAGCUAUUCCUCGCGAAGAGGAAUUCUCACAUUGAAAGUUUUAAAAGGAAAACUACAUGUGAGUGUAAGGUCACUGAGAGCAAUUGUAUACUCAUCCCAUGUAACCAUUUGGGGCCACAGUAGAGUGACAGGAAAAAAAAUGACCCUAACGGCCCAUGCCUGAGUCGAUUUCUAGUCCCACCAGGACUAUUUGUUCCAAAUUUGAAGUAAAUUGGACAAGUCUAGCUACAGGACCAACGUGCCUGAAGUUUGUAUCGGAUUUUUCGACAAUUUACAUGAAGAAAACCCACUAACUCGCAUUUUCGCCGCUAGGUGGUACUGUAUACAUCGUAUUAUCACUGUAAGUGAAAAGAGGAUAUAUAAUUUAAUUGCCUACAACUUUGUCGAAGACUCCUAGUAAAUCUGGCUUAGUUAAAAGAAGUUAUCAAAAUUUUAAUGAAGUAAUGUCUGACUCAGUUUUGCAUGGGGCCUAGCAGUGCAUGGUUGUGUAUCAGCACUCGAUUCACACGAACUAACAUUUUUGUGAAAUAAUCGUUAGGUUUAGGUCAAUAGUAUGUUCAAAAGAAUUAUAGCAAGUAAUACGAGUCAUGCUUUGGUUGGAAAAUUUUAGUUCCACAUUUUACCGCGCCAACACUAACUUUUCAACGGAAAGAGAUAGAGAUUAGGUGUCUUCCACAAAGUUGUAGAACAGGGAUUUUGCAAUAAUUCUUUUGAACAUCUCGAUAUUCUAUCUCCUUUAUAUGAAAAGAUAGGAUUGGCGUCCUCUAUGCGGUUACAGGUAGAACUAAAAUUUUCUAACCAAAACAUGACUCGCGUUACUUACUAAAAUUCUUCUGAAUACAAAAUUUUAGAUUGCUCAAUUAAGGAGGUUUUUUACUCACUUUAAGUAAAAAUUACUAGUUUUCACGAAAAAUUCUGUCUUUUUGUGAGUAAAAACCCCCUUGAAUGAAAAAUUAUUACAAAUACUCAACGUAGGUGUCAGUAUUUUUAACAUAGGAUGUGUAUGAAAAGUUUGAAAGAAAUCGGUUAAGUAGUUUUUGAUAGGCAGGUAACACCGCAAAUCAUGUUUUUUCCAGAGACGUUCUACAAAAAGUUUCGUCACCGAGUCGUUUGUCGAUAUUUGUGAAUAGAAAAAUUA